UUACCAAAGUCAAGAUUUUUCAGGAAUUUUUAGCGAGUGUUGUAAAUUAAAAUGUGUUUUGAAAAUUGUUUGAUACCAAAAAAGUUUCUUUGCGCCUUCUCUCUGAGGUGCGGAUCUUAUGUGGUCGGACUUUAUAUGUUUUGCCUCAUGAUGCUUGUGACUACUGCAGUGAUCGUCCAAACUAAAGCCUAUAGCAAUUUAGAGUAUUCGACGAAGACGCCCGAAAAUUAUCUGUUCGUCUUCAGCAUGGUGGCUAGCAUCGACAGCGUUUUCCUGACGUUGGUUAACUUGUGGCUGCUAUGGGGGAUUUGCAAGAAGAAUGCGACAAUAGUGGUGUGCUGGAUGAUGGUCACCAUCAUCGGGCUGUUGCACGUCUUCAUCACGUUUGUCCUGAUGUGCAUUUACGCCACCAACGUCAACGAAGCUGCCAGGGUGGUGUGCUUGAUUGUAGCUUUUGUUGCUAUUGGAAUUGAGCUGUACGCUUUUCUUAUUGUCUACGCCUACUGGUUGGAGUUGAAAAAACUGAAGUCUGAGGGGACAAUCGCGUAAAAAUGUUAAGCAAGAUAAUGUAAAUUUAAUA
Molecule: messenger RNA, 580 nt
Organism: Ostrinia furnacalis (Asian corn borer)
Lineage: Eukaryota; Metazoa; Arthropoda; Insecta; Lepidoptera; Crambidae
Exons: 4
Coding region: 52-549 (165 amino acids)
Source: RefSeq, a predicted model, not a curated record